CAGAGAGCUUUUGCAGCUUUAGCCCCAAACUUCAUUGGGUCAUCAUGGUACACCAGCCUCAUUAAAUUUGCAACCACUGUACCCUCAUUUCAUGACAUCCAUCCCCACCACUUGUUCACAGUUUGGAGACUUCUUGCUUGGGCGACAGCUGCUAGCUACAAACUUUCUUUCUUCCAAUAUGGUUUAAUUUUUAACAAUUUCCAUUGAUGAUCUUCUCCUGCCAUUGUCUGCACUUCUGGUGUUGAGGAAUAGAGAUGGGUCGUCAUUCGUGCUGCAGUAAACAGAAGGUAAGGAGGGGACUGUGGUCACCUGAGGAAGAUGAGAAACUGAUCAACUACAUUUCCACCCAUGGCCAUGGUUGUUGGAGCUCAGUGCCAAGACUUGCCGGCCUGCAAAGAUGUGGAAAAAGUUGCAGGUUAAGAUGGAUUAAUUACCUCAGACCAGACUUGAAACGUGGGAGCUUCUCACCCGAAGAAGCAUCUCUUAUCAUCCAGCUCCAUAGAAUUCUAGGAAACAGAUGGGCUCAGAUUGCCAAGCACCUACCGGGGAGAACAGAUAACGAAGUGAAGAACUUUUGGAAUUCAAGCAUAAAGAAGAAGCUAAUAAUGUCUAGUGAUAGUGUUUCAGACCUGACCACUCUACCUGAUGUCUGUAACCCAGUUGGUUUUGGCGAAGGUUUGUUGACUGUAAAAGCAAACCCCAACAUAAUUAUUGGUGACCAACAACAACAUAUGCCACAAGGUAUUAACCAUGACGAUUUCGAGCCGGAUAUGAUCGACCAAGAUGUCAACUACUGGGUUAGCGCGUCGCCGGCGGCGUCACUUCCGCUGCAGUCAGAGACGAACUCCGUUAACCCAAUAUGGCGCUCUGAUUAUGACCAGACUAACCAUCAUCAUGGUCAUCAAUCCGAUUCACCGAAGGAUCUCAACGACAUGAAGUUCACCACAACGGUUUACGAUGAACUGCUGCUGGGGUCGUCUGUAAUGCCAAAGCUAUGCGAGAUUCUCGACAUGGAUAAAUGCGGCAUGACAUCUUCUUCUGCUUCACAUGAAGGCGACCCAGCAAGUAAUAUGAUUCCUCCUUGUACACAACUACAGUCUUAUCCAUAUAAUCUUCGUCACAUGGCCACCAAUCCAAUUGGGUGCACUGAUGCCACCAUGCCAGCAUUAUCGUUUUCCUCCUCAUCAUUAUCAUCAUCACUGUCAUGUGGUGCUAUGAACCCUAAUCUGCCACCUAACUGGGUUCAAUUACUUCAAUAGGCUUGGCUUCACGGUUGUGUGAAUGCAUGGGUCCAUUAAUUCAAAAUAUUUAAAGAAGGUGCGUCACAUGGGAAGUACUAAAUAUAGCUACUGGUAUAGUUUCCUUGUAGCAAUACUUAGGUUUUUUUUUUUUUUACGGUUUCAUCUUUCAUCCAAAAAAAAAAAUUGCAAUAAAAAGGUUCAAUUUCACAUGUCUGCAACCAUGUUUGUGUAUGUUAUAAAUAAGUUCUUCUCAGUUUAAUUAAUUACUUAC
This is a messenger RNA of Nelumbo nucifera (sacred lotus), 1512 nucleotides long. RefSeq lists its product as uncharacterized. The record is from RefSeq and is a predicted model, not a curated record. NCBI's taxonomy places the organism in Eukaryota, Viridiplantae, Streptophyta, Magnoliopsida, Proteales, Nelumbonaceae.